Molecule: messenger RNA, 2232 nt
Organism: Rosa chinensis
Lineage: Eukaryota; Viridiplantae; Streptophyta; Magnoliopsida; Rosales; Rosaceae
Product: receptor-like protein EIX2
Exons: 4
Coding region: 1-2232 (743 amino acids)
Molecular function (GO): protein binding
Source: RefSeq, a predicted model, not a curated record
AUGGUGGAAGGUGAACUGCCUGCCGCCUUAGGAAUGCUUGAAUAUCUGAAGGAACUCAACCUCAAUUCAAACCAAUUUUCUGGUUCAAUUCCUGAAAGUUUGGGACAACUCUCUCAGCUAGUUCACCUAGAUCUAACUUUGAAUUCGUGGGAAGGCAUUCUAACUGAAUCCCAUUUCCGAACUCUCACAAAAUUGAAGUCUUUUGCAGUCAGCACAUACGGACCUAGGUCCCUCAUUUUUAACAUGGCUCAUGACUGGGUUCCUCCUUUCCAACUUAAUUCAAUCGACAUUGCCGACUGCAGAGUAGGUCCUGCCUUUGGGGUAUGGCUUCAGUCUCAAACUGAAUUAACGGAAGUCACGCUUCGUAAUACUUCAAUCUCAGAUUUCAUACCAGAGGAAUGGUUCUUGAAGAUAUCUUUCCAACUCAGAUAUUUGGAUUUAUCUAACAACCAAAUUCGUGGAAAGCUUCCAUUUCACAUGAACUCCCCGUCUUUGGGGAAUAUAUAUUUGAGUCAUAAUCAAUUUGUGGGCCCUCUCCCACAUUGGUCUAGUGAUGCUGCCACCACUCUCGAUCUUCGAAGCAAUUCAUUUUCCGGGCCAAUUCCUUCAAAUUAUGAUCAAUUGUUGCCUAACUUGAUAAUAUUGGCUCUAUCUGACAAUCAUCUGAAUGGUAGUAUACCACCCUCUGUGUGCACAAACCUAUCAGGUUUGUCAACUCUCAUUUUAAGAAGCAAUCACUUGUCUGGAGAAUUACCUCGACCAUGGAGUCUUUGGCGAGAUCUAUGGGUUGUAGAUGUCGCAGACAACAAUUUGUCUGGCAAUUUCUCCAGUUCAAUGGGUGUUCCAAGCUCACUAAACGUAUUGGAUCUGAGCAACAACAAUUUUGGCGGUCAAAUUCCUUCUUCUCUAUUCCAAAACUGCAGCAAGUUGGUGAGUAUUGAUCUUGGAGGCAAUAGAUUUACUGGAAGCAUACCUUUACAGACAAGACCAAAGGUAUCAAAUGAAUUUUAUAUGCUAAGAUUGCGAUCCAACUCUUUAAGCGGACAUAUCCCCCAUCAACUGUGCUCUCUUCCAUCUAUUCAUAUCAUAGACCUUGGCCACAACAAAUUUUCAGGGACCAUUCCCAAGUGUUUGUAUAAUUUGACUGCUUUGGCCUAUGUUAAUGACACUACAUCCACCUACAAUUCGCUGGUUUAUUCUGAGAUAACCAGCUUGACAUUGAAGGGACAAGAACUCGUAUAUAACACCAAUCUGUAUUUGGUGAAAAGCAUUGAUUUCUCAUCAAAUAACUUGGAAGGUGUAAUCCCUGAAGAAAUAAGCAGUCUCAUUGCACUGGGUACAUUGAACUUGUCAAGAAAUCAAUUGAGUGGAAACAUUCCUUCGAAGAUUGGAAACUUGCAGCAGCUGGAAACUCUUGAUCUCUCACACAAUCACCUCUCUGGGCAGAUUCCUCACAGUCUUUCUUUAUUAAACUUUUUGGCUCACUUGAACUUGUCUUUCAACAACUUGUCCGGAAGAAUUCCUUCAGGCAACCAACUUCAAACACUCAAUGAUUCAUCCAUUUACGAAGGCAAUCCAUCCUUGUGUGGGGUCCCUCUUUCAACUGUCUGCCCGGGAGAUGGCGCAGCUGACCCUGGCGAUGGUGAUCAUAAUGAUGAUGAUAUUGAUGAGAAUGGGAAGUUUGGUAUCGUUGUUAGCGCUGUCCUCGGCUUCAUCAUAGGCUUCUGGAGUGUCUGUGGCACAUUGUUUAUGAAGAAAUCAUGGAGGUAUGCCUAUUUUCGAUUCUUUGAUGACAUAAAGGAGAAAGCAGCAUUAGCAAUUGCAUUGAGAGUGGCUCGUUGGUGCUCUCCAUGUGACUGCCCUUUGGAGCUGUUUGUGGCGCUGGUGAAGAUGACGGCCAGUAUUGUUGGGUUUGCUGUGUUCUCUUUAUUGUUAUUCCAUUACCCGAUUGAUAGGCCAGCAGUGGCGUUGUCAACAACAAAGCCAUCUCAACAAGAAAAUGUGAAGCUAACGCUUGCUGGACUACCUAGGAGGGAGCAAGAGAGGGUUCGGAUUUGCAGACGCUGCUCCGGAGAUUCUGGAAGAGAGGCGGCGCCGUACUGGUCCUCCGACGACAAGGUCCGGGCCAGGAUGCAGCUGGGAGGAGUCUUCCUUCUCACUCUCGCCACCACCGGGAUCAGCGUCGGCUUCAAUUUUCUGGGUCGGGACUUCUACAAUGUCCUUGCCAGUUAG